Molecule: messenger RNA, 3334 nt
Organism: Belonocnema kinseyi
Lineage: Eukaryota; Metazoa; Arthropoda; Insecta; Hymenoptera; Cynipidae
Gene: Mcm3
Product: DNA replication licensing factor Mcm3
Exons: 11
Coding region: 305-2797 (830 amino acids)
Biological process (GO): mitotic DNA replication initiation; double-strand break repair via break-induced replication; DNA strand elongation involved in DNA replication
Cellular component (GO): nucleus; MCM complex
Molecular function (GO): single-stranded DNA binding; ATP hydrolysis activity; ATP binding
Source: RefSeq, a predicted model, not a curated record
CUUUUGAUUGUCCGGUUUCUGACUAACCAAGAGAUUUGUUUAAAUUAAAGUAAUAAACUGCAAUCAUUAGGAUCCAUAUUAACUAGAAAAGUAGCCAGUAUUAUGAAAUAUAUAUUUGAUGUACUCAAUAAACAGUGUCUAUAAAUUUUACACCAAAAUUGUUUAGUAAGUGUCGUUCGGGAAAACGCUUUUCGUUGUUCGGGAGUGCGCUUUUUGGAUUACCGCAGUGUACUUUGUAUGUUUCCGAAGUGUGCUUUCUUGGAGAUUUGUUUAAUUCAAAGGAAAAUUAAAAAAUCUGAACACCAUGGAUGAAUUUGAAACUGAUCAGCGAAUCAAGAUUAUUGAGCGAGAGUAUAUGGAUUUUUUGGACGAUGCGGAGGAUCAAGCGAUAUAUGCCACUUAUGUGAAAAAUAUGAUUGAUGAGGGUAAGCGCAGACUUUUGGUGAACAUUAAUGAUCUCCGAAAGAAGAAUCCAACACGAGCUGCAAGCUUGCUCGAAAAUUCUUUUGAAGAACAAAUGUCGUUUGAGAAUGCACUGAAGCAGUUUGUAGCUUCCAUUGAUACAGACUACGCGAAAGGAAAUGCUGAAUUUUUCAUCGGCUUCGAAGGAAGUUUUGGAAGCAGACACGUUACCCCGAGAAGUUUAACUUCAAGAUUUCUCGGAAAUCUUGUAUGCUUAGAGGGCAUUGUUACCAAAUGUAAGGCUAAAAUAUUUUUACCGCAUCAUGCAGUAGUAUACGAGGGUAGUUCAAUAAACCUGCAAAAACUGGAUUUAUGGCCUGGAAAACGAAUUAAUCUUGCUCUCUAUAAAACAUUUUUAUUCUUUCAUUUGCAGGAUGAAGACGGAAACCCCUUGGAAACUCAAUAUGGUCUCUCAACUUACAAAAAUCAUCAAACUCUCUCUAUUCAAGAAAUGCCGGAAAGAGCACCGGCCGGUCAAUUGCCACGUAGUGUUGAUAUCGUUUGCGAUAAUGAUCUCGUGGACGUUUGCAAACCCGGCGACAGAGUUCAAAUUGUUGGCAAUUUUAGAUGCCUGCCAGGAAAGCACGGGGGUUACACAACCGGAACUUUCAGAACAAUCCUGAUCGCAAAUAAUAUCACUCAAUUGAGUAAGGACACAACCCUAACGAUUUCUACAAGUGAUAUUACAAUGUGCAAAAACAUGGCGAAAAACAGGUCACGGAAGAACAUUUUUGAACUUUUGAGUAAGUCCUUGGCGCCCUCAAUUUACGGUCACGAUUAUAUCAAGAAAGCGAUUCUGUGCUUGAUGCUGGGCGGGAAUGAAAAAAUCUUACCGAAUGGAACUAGACUCAGAGGAGAUAUAAACGUCCUCUUGAUUGGAGAUCCUUCAGUUGCAAAGUCCCAGCUUCUUCGUUACGUAUUGUGCACAGCACCGAGAGCAAUUCCAACAACUGGUCGAGGAUCUUCAGGUGUAGGUUUAACAGCGGCCGUAACUUCGGAUCAGGAAACUGGAGAAAGGAGACUUGAGGCUGGCGCUAUGGUUUUGGCCGAUCGAGGAGUCAUUUGCAUUGACGAGUUCGAUAAAAUGUCCGAUAUCGAUAGAACAGCCAUCCACGAGGUGAUGGAACAGGGAAAAGUCACGAUAGCUAAAGCUGGAAUUCAUGCGAGCUUGAAUGCUCGUUGUUCCGUUUUGGCGGCUGCCAAUCCCGUCUAUGGAAGAUACGAUCAAUAUAAAACCCCGAUGGAGAAUAUCGGACUACAGGACUCUUUACUCUCUCGUUUUGAUUUACUCUUUGUAAUGCUGGAUAUCGUGGACCAUGACCAGGAUAAUAUUAUCAGUGACCAUGUUGUGAGAAUGCACCGGUACCGAAGUCCUUCUGAACAAGACGGUGAAGCACUGCCGUUCACAAGCAGUUUGGACGUUCUGAGCACAAAUAAUCCGGAUGCACCGGAAGUUGAGGAAAAGGAGAAGUCGGUCUACGAGAAAUAUGAUCCACUUUUGCAUGGAAAAUUGCGUUCAAGAACGGACCAAAUUCUUACUAUCAACUUUAUGCGUAAAUAUAUUCACAUUGCGCGUUGCAUGAAACCAAAACUGACUGAAGAGGCGUGUAAGGUAAUCGCUGAUGAAUAUUCGAAACUUCGUUCUGAAGAUAUGAUGGAGUCUGAUGUAGCUAGGACCCAACCAAUAACUGCCCGUACAUUAGAAACUCUGAUCCGUUUGUCCACGGCCCAUGCAAAAGCUCGCCUAUCCAAUUUUGUGAACGAGGAAGAUGCAAACGCAGCGAUCGAGUUGGUUCAAUUUGCGUACUUUAAGCGAAUUUUGGAAAAGGAGAAGAAGAAGCGCAGGCGACAUAAUACCGACUCUGGAAAUUCUGAAGUUGAAGGUGAGGCCGAGGGUGUGGAGGCUGAUACCGCGACAAACAGGAAAAAGAAGAGGACGAGGGCUCAAGUUGCUCCCGGUGAAGCCGGUUACGAUCCUUACCAUAUAGAUAGUGAUGACGACUCCCAUAUUGAUGAAGCCGUCCGCCGAGUUACACGCUCCUCGCAAAGACCUGUUGAAGAUUCUGCUCCGGUGAAUGGAUCAACUCCUGCAGAACCUAUGGCUGUUGAAGAACCAGUCGUCAUUUCUGAUGAAAGGCUCCAGAUCUUCCGAACGUUACUAAAUAAAAUCUUCACUGAAAAAAACACUCAAUCCUUGCCAUUAGGAACUAUUCGCGAUUACGUCAAUACAAAACAAAAAACCGAAUUUACUGCAGGAGAAAUUAAAGCUGCAGUCCACAAAAUGACGGAAGCUAAUCAAAUAAUGGAAUCCGACGGACAAGUUUUCUUGAUUUAAGCCAAAUGUGGGUAAGUCGUCGAAAUUCUGGAGAUUUGGCAAAAUCCAGUCGUUAUUCCUUACGCAAGCUCACGAUUGAAAGCUUAGAAAAAAUGGAAAGUUCAGCUAUAAACAACACUUGGGGUUUCUCAUUAAUUUCGUAACAUUAUGCAUCAAAUUUGACAUUAUGCAUUUUCCACGAGUGGUUUAUUCCACAAAUUUUAAGCUGAGGUUGUGUCUUUGCACAAUUAUAUAUAUUUAUAUUUAUUUUUAAUUUCAAAAGGACGAUUUUCUCAACAAAAGUCGAAAAUUCUAAAAAUAGUUUUUGAGAAUGAUGAAUAUUUUAGCUUGAUUAAGUGGAAGAAACGCAGAUCCGAUGCCAUUUAGAAAUAGGUCUAAAGUUAUUAUUUUUUUUGCUGAACCAUUUUCUUAUCUUACAUAUUGUAGGUUUAGAUUGUAAAUACUUGAAACGCAAUGUGAAGAAUAAUUAUCGGGGGGGAUGCGGUAGGAAGUAAUUUUUAGCUUAUAAAAUAAACGUUUUUAAGUCUUUUCUAAAAA